UGAUGACGAGAAUCGCGAUUGUCAGUCCAACCGGUAUCGUCGAGAGAUGUGAUCCUGAUGACAUACAGUCGCAGUCAUCACCCCAUACUAGAUAUCAACGUGUGCUCAAAGCAGUGACAUCAAGCGAUAUCGCACCAUUAUGACGUACCGAUGAUACAUCACAUGACCCGCACAUGCGCGAUCCUUUGUCGUGUUUCGACUCGAGAACGUUGCUUCCUGUUUUGUGGCUUGCGGUAACAGUCAUAUAAACCCUUGCCUGACCAAAGAAUUCCCAUAGUUCGAUCAGACUCGAUUUCUACAUUGAUCGACGCAUCUUGAUCACAGAAUAACUACACAAAGCCAACAUAAAAUGGAACGCGACAACAACAGUGACCUUGGAGGAGUCAUGGAUACAUCGUCCCGUGCAGGUAGUGUUUGGAACAGCAUCGGCUCCGUUCUAGCUACCGAACGGUCCCAUGGUUCCUCCUCGAAAAGGAGUGAUGACAGUGAAUCCUUCGCGUCUAAACACGGCAGUCCUACCGUUCCCGGCGCAGGACCUGCCAGUGAUGUCGACUCGACGAGCAGUACUGCCGCGAAGGCGAUGGUCGGAGGUCAAAACUUGCAGACUGAAUAUGAAAUUCCUACAGACUGGUACAACCUUGAGAAGAAGAUUCAGCUCCCCUUCAGUUACGUCCGACCCUUCAAGGCGCCGGAGGGAUGCGAAAAGCACGUCGAGUAUGGAUUCAUGACGCUUUUCAGGCCGUCUUCACAUCCCGAUUGGGACCGCGAGAUAUAUGUCUACUUCGACGUGAAGCCUUUCAUCUUCGCGGAACAACAGAGUCAAGCAAAACAGGACGGAAUACCGAUGGACCAAUCUUUGUUGCUGCGGCGGUUCCGAUCUGAUUUGGAAGACGAAGCGGGUUUGGAAAUCCUCCAAACCCUGGUCGAUGAUUGGGAACCGUACGGGUUAGGACCUGCCAAAAUAAAAGCUUUGUCACACGCUUUCGCUCUGCACCGGAAUGGGCUUUUUUCAAAGCUUAGGAACGCCAGCUUCGAGGCGACCGAGAGUUCGGUUGAGUCGUCUUCGCCUGGCGCUUCAAAUAAAGGAAAAGACUCAUCAUCGAUUCACUCUGACAACAGCGUGCAGACUGUCAUCAGAUACCGGCCGUCAUCUUCUUCAGCCGAGAGGUACGAGGAGGAUGAUGAUGGCAAACACUUCAUCUCGCGACCACAGUCUUCGGGACUAUCGGUCGGAACCCUGACAGACGCAGACGAAUCCGUCGCAUCAUCAGAGGAGGGAAUAUUGCGAAUUUUAUCGGCGGAUUGCGACGGAGAGCCUGUCUACGAACCCGCGAGGGACGAUGAACUGUGGAGCCGCCUGAAGGUUGAUCUGAAGAAACGCCUGGGACUACAAAACCUUCCGCCCAACUGGUGGAAGUCACACGAGACGUUCGAGCUUGGUCGUGUGCCCCCACCUGCGCGGUUAUUCGAAGGAGGCAAACGUUCUGCCGGUCAAGGCUAUAUCACCUUCUACUGGUUGGGUACGAGUCCCUGGUCCCCUGAGUUAUCUGUUCCAUACAGCGUUAUGAUCUAUCUGGACCCCAAGCAUUUUCGUUGUAGGGCCCAGAUGGAGCUGGCGGCGAAAUACGGGAUCCCUGAGGACUGCUGUUUGAGUCUCGGUGGCAAUGGUGCCCAUACAACGCGGGAACUCCUCAACAGAAUACGAAAUCAUUGGAAAGCUAGUUGGGAUGGUUGGGAGCUUGAUUUUGCCACUAGAGAGUCACUGUGGUCCGCUUUUCUGUUGCAUUGGUAUGACCUUGAGCAAACCCUAUCCAGGGAAGGGAGCGAAUGA
This is a messenger RNA of Filobasidium floriforme, 1831 nucleotides long. RefSeq lists its product as uncharacterized. The transcript has a single exon. The coding region runs from base 350 to 1831 and encodes 493 amino acids. The record is from RefSeq and is a predicted model, not a curated record. NCBI's taxonomy places the organism in Eukaryota, Fungi, Basidiomycota, Tremellomycetes, Filobasidiales, Filobasidiaceae.